Molecule: messenger RNA, 1521 nt
Organism: Frankliniella occidentalis (western flower thrips)
Lineage: Eukaryota; Metazoa; Arthropoda; Insecta; Thysanoptera; Thripidae
Product: lysine-specific demethylase 4-like
Exons: 11
Coding region: 1-1521 (506 amino acids)
Biological process (GO): chromatin remodeling
Cellular component (GO): nucleus
Molecular function (GO): histone demethylase activity
Source: RefSeq, a predicted model, not a curated record
AUGACCUACUUGGGUAUAAUGGAUGACUCUUCCGAUGUGGCCGAUGUGUUACCUUCAUAUUUUGAAAAUGGAACUGCUGUUUUUAAUGUGACAGAUAGAGAUCUUUGUCAGUUCGUGAAAACCAUAGACAAAAUUGAAAGUGGAGGUUAUGUUGGAGGUCGAGGUAUAUUCAAGUUGAACGUUGAAGAAUCAUCUAGAAUCGAGGGCACCAAGUCAGAAGAACUGUUGCAAAUUUUGAAACCCCUUAUCAAGGACAAGUCAUGUACCCCUGCAACAGGAAAUUAUUUUAAGACUUUUGAAAAGAAAAUGAGACGUCUCAGUGUCUACUCUGCUCCUAAGACUUGCUGGUCUGAAAUUGUUGAUUUCAAAGCAGACGUGCAGGAGAAACCUUUAUUCGAAUAUUGCACCUGUGAAGAUUGCUUCACUGAGUCUGACUCUGACAGUGACACACAAAAUUCACGGGUCAACUCAGACAGUGACAAACAGAAAUCACAGGUCAAACGCAAACGUAGUUGCCCCAAGAAGAGUGACAUGUUAAAAUAUCCAAGUGUACUUAAUUUACUACCACAUAAGUACAAUGGAUUACAAACUCCAGACUUUUACAUCGGGGAAGAACAUUCAUGUUUCGCAGGCCACACCGAAGAUGGGGCCUUGUACGCUGCAAACUAUCUGCAUUUAGGAUUCCCCAAAAUCUGGAUAACCAUACCUCCUGAGUAUUGUGAAAAGGUUAGAGAUUCACUACAAAGUUUAAAGAUGGAUCUAGUGCACACAAGUUGUAUGAACAGUUUGAACCACAAGUAUUAUGUUUUCACUUUGAAGUUCUUAGACGACCUCAAUGUUAAAUAUCACAUUACCGUGCAACAUGUUGGUCAGCUAAUUAUUUUGGAACCGCAUACUAUUCACUGGGGUUUUAAUUGUGGACCAAAUAUUGCUGAAGCUGUUAAUUUUGGUACAGUAUCUUGGAUACCUGAAGGAGUCAAAGCAAUGAGAUGGCGGUGCAGGUGUUACGGUGACUCAAUCAUCCAUCUCGACAUGAGAAUUUUAGUAGCAGCCUUUUACCCAGAAAUGAUGAAAUCACUUUUUGAUUCCAGUGGUGCAAACACAGAGGUACUGAACGUGUCACCUGAACAUAAAGUCCAUCUCCCGGAAAAGGAAGUGCAUCGAAAAGAAAAAAUUUAUGAAUGUUCUGCCUGUCGAAGUGCAUACAAGGAUCACAAAAAGAGACUCAUAGACCAUGUGAUGGCUCAGCAUUCAGAUUCAGCGGCAACUCUUCUCAAUGAAAUUGAAGAAAAGUAUCCCACCAAAGCAUCUGGAAGUUCCGGAACUGGAAAUGUGUGUGAAGUUUGCAGUACUGUGAUACGUGGUAGUUCUACACACUUAGAAAAGCACUAUCAAAGGCAGUGUAAUAAUAUGAGACUGGAUGAAAAAACUAGGGAAGAGUAUGGUCAGGCAUUGGAAAGAUUGCAGCAAUCAGUAAAGCGAAGAAAGAAAGCAGUCAAGGCAGAAGACAACCUAGAAUAG